Molecule: messenger RNA, 1985 nt
Organism: Lotus japonicus
Lineage: Eukaryota; Viridiplantae; Streptophyta; Magnoliopsida; Fabales; Fabaceae
Product: F-box/LRR-repeat protein At4g29420
Molecular function (GO): protein binding
Source: RefSeq, a predicted model, not a curated record
UAUUAUAGAUUCCAAAAAAAAGCCACACUUCUCUCUCUUUCUUUCCUUCGUUCCGAUUCCGUGACUCAAUCAAUCAUGGAGGAGCUGCCGUCUACGCUGGUGGUGGAAAUCCUGAGUCGACUCAGCGACUCGGCGGAUCUCGCACGGUGCAGGCUCGUCUGCAAGAGCUUCAACGCGGCUGCCGACGACGUUCGCUCGGUGAUCCUGGCGUGCUCCAUGUCUCGCUACCUCAAGUCCCGCUCGCCGGAGACCAGGCACCAAAUCACCCCUUUCAAAACCGUUUUCAGAGACCUCGUUCGCCGGUGCCGGAAUCUGGAGUUGGUUUCUCUCGGCGUCGACCGCUCCCUCGGUGGCAUCUCCUUCGACGACGUGGAGGAUGAAUCCGAUGAUCUCUACCUCACCGAUAUCAACUUCUUGAAGGACUGGUUACCCUCCGUUUCACACAAUCUCAGAUCGUUUUCCGUCUCUGAUUUCUGGGUUCAAUCUUGCUGGAGACGAUCUGAAGCGUUGUGCUUAAUCUCUUCCACCUGUAAUAAUCUGGUGCAGUUGGUGAUAAAAAAUGCUUGGUUAUCGGUGGAUGGUUUGUGUUCGAUGCCGACGCUGAGGGAUUUGACGCUUGAGUUUGUGAGGCUGGAUGAUAAGGACCUGAGCAUGAUCAACACCUGUUUCCCUAAUCUCACCAAGCUCAAUCUUAUUGGGGUUGGAGAACUUAAGGAGCCAAAGAUUAAUCUUUUGCACCUUAGAACUUGUCAAUGGUCUGUUUCUAAUGCUCCCCUUACUUUGAUAAUAAACGCACCUAGCCUUGUUGAUUUUCAUCUCAAGUGCAUCAAACCUAGGUUGAUUUCCAUUGAAGCCCCAUCCUUGACCACUUUCAAUCUCUCUCUUGAGAGCACCAAUGAACUUAAGUUGAAAAAUUGUAGUAACAUACAAUGUCUUCAGCUCAAUAUGGAUUUACUCUUUCUUGGUCUCAUGUUUAGCAUGCUCCGCCAUUAUGUCUCUGUAAAGAGGCUUACUUUAGAUUUGGUGAGAAGACUAGAGGAUGAGGGGCUUGGAGUGAGUGGGUUUGGUCUUGAUAAGUUGUUGGAUUAUUUACCCAACAUAAGCUAUCUUAACUUAGGUCCCGGUGCUUGGCAUGUGAUGGAACAUUCUUUCUUCAGGGGAGGUAUGAAAGAUAGGAUGGGGAUGAAGACCCUAAAAGAACUUGUUGCACAUGUGGUGGUCCGUGAAAUUGAGAUUACCGUAGAUUUUAUUUUCGCAGUUUUGGAUAGAUGCACGAAAUUGUCAGACAUUUCUCUGCUCAUCCACCGAGAUGUUGAUUCUUAUGAUGCUAGCAGCCUCAUCUCUGCAUGCAGAGGCAAAUUCCCAAGAGUUAGAUGGAGAUGGGAAUAUGGAAAGAAGGAUUCAAGGACACUUGGGUCUCUGAUGGCAACUGGUUUGGCUUAUAAAAGGGAGAGUCAUCUUUGAUUUGUGUAGCUAUUUGGCAGUACAGAGAUGUUGUUAGGACAUGAAGUAAGAGUAAGCAUCAGAUGUUAAGAAACUCAAGGUAGCACCAAAAGUCUUUCCAGGCAGUGUUAGAAAAUUUGAGAAAGUUGGAAGAAGCUAGAUGAGGAAGCAGAAAGGGCAGUAUAGACCAUAGUAGCAUGCGUGUUGAGAAAAGUUGUUUUGAACUGGAUUGACAAAGAAGAUGAAUUUGGAAGAAACCAGAUAUAUCAGAGCUGGCAUUCUUCUAUGAAUUUAUGUCUGAAGUGUGAACUAUGAAGCGGCAUUGCAAAAUAUCAUAUGUUUGGAUGUGGAUAGAUUUUUUUUUUUAUACUCACAUUUAUGUGUCUAGAAUUAGAUCUUUGUCCUGGUCAUGAGCAUUGAUCACUUGUUGUAAACUUAUGUAUAUUCUUGGAUUAUUCAUGCCUGUUGUGCUUUCAUUUCAUAUAUAGGAAAUCUGCUAGAAAACAAAUGUUUAUUGAGUGAAAUGCAUUUGGACAAGAAAA